Messenger RNA from Dovyalis caffra, 1266 nucleotides. The record is from the annotation of a GenBank genome assembly. NCBI's taxonomy places the organism in Eukaryota, Viridiplantae, Streptophyta, Magnoliopsida, Malpighiales, Salicaceae.
AUGAGUGAAGGCUAUGUUUGGAUCGUGACUGAUGGUCUGACAGCUGAUUUGUUGAGUUCAGCAAAUCAUUCUGUCACUGAUACAAUGCAAGGGGUAUUGGGGGUUAAACCUUAUGUGUCAAGAACAAAAGAGCUCGAAAAUUUUCGAGUUCGUUGGAAAAGGAAAUUCCAGCAAGAUAAUCCAGAUAAUGUUGAUGCUGACUUGAACAUUUAUGGACUAUGGGCCUAUGAUGCUGCGACGGCGUUGGCCUUGGCAGUUGAGAGAACUGGAACUACAAACUUUGGCUUCCAAAAGGCAAAUGUUUCUAGCAAUUCAUCAAUGGAUCUUGCAAAUCUUGGUGUCUCUCUAAAUGGUCCAAACAUUAUUCAAGCGUUAUCAAACACUAGUUUCAAAGGUGAUAACACUGCUGUUCCCAAGGGUUGGGAGAUUCCCUCAAAUGGGAAGAAGUUGAAAAUAGGAGUGCCAGUAAAGGAUGGCUUCAGUCAGUUUGUGUCAGUGACAAGAGAUCCCGGCACUAACACCUCGACAGUAAUGGGAUUUAGCAUAGAUGUUUUUGAAGCUGUAGUGGGGUCAUUGCCUUAUGCCCUGCCUUAUGAGUUCAUCCCCUUUGCCAACCCUGAUGGCGGACCCGCUGGAAAUUAUGACAGCCUGAUCUAUCAAGUUUACUUACAGAGUUAUACGGCCAGUUUAACAAGCGUACUUACGGUCCAGAAGCUACAGCCUAAAGUAACUGACGUAAAUGAGCUCAUUAAGAAGGGGGAGUAUGUCGGAUACCGGGAAGGUUCUUUUGUUCCGGGAAUCUUGUUAGGGUGUUUUGACAAGUCGAAGCUUUUGCUGUACAAUUCAACUGAAGAAUGCGAAGAACUUUUCUCCAAAGGAAGUGGAAAUGGCGGUAUUGCAGCUGCUUUUGAUGAAGUGCCAUAUAUGGAGCUCUUUUUGUCAAAGUAUUGCUCUAAAUACACCAUGAUUGAUCCUACAUUUAAAACGGGUGGUUUUGCCUUUGCCUUCCCUAAAGGUUCUCCUCUAGUACCUGAUGUAUCAAGGGCAAUUCUAAACGUUACCGAAGGAGAUAGAAUGAAGCAAAUCGAGGACGCAUGGUUUGGGAAACAAAGCACUUGUCCAGUUUCCAGCACCUCAAUUUCAUCGAAUAGCCUUAGCCUCAAGACUGGGCAGCCAUCUUCAUUGGAAAAGAUGGCUGUCAUGGCUAUUCCUCCCUCCACCAAGCAGCAACCUCUCCCUCCAAACAGCUCAUCCAAUCACCCAUAG